Catharus ustulatus (Swainson's thrush) is the source of this 2848-nucleotide messenger RNA. RefSeq names its product ADAM metallopeptidase domain 15 (gene ADAM15). Lineage: Eukaryota; Metazoa; Chordata; Aves; Passeriformes; Turdidae. Gene Ontology annotation, molecular function: metalloendopeptidase activity; integrin binding. Bases 85 to 2748 code for a protein of 887 amino acids. The record is from RefSeq and is a predicted model, not a curated record. The transcript is spliced from 23 exons. Gene Ontology annotation, biological process: integrin-mediated signaling pathway; proteolysis; innate immune response.
UCCGCCCCCGGGCCGGGCCGGGCGAGGUCGGUGCCGGUGCCGGUGCCGGUGCUGGGCCAUGCACAACGAGAGCCAGCGGGGGCGAUGGGGCCGCGGCUGCUGCUCGCCGCGGGGCUGCUGCUCGCCACUAGCACCGGGAGCGCUGCAGGUGACAGCUCACAGCAGCACAGUGAAGAAUUAGGACACUCCUGGUCUGUGACCCCGUGGGUCCUGAGAGAUAACCGGACACUAAGCUUGGCAGAAGCGACCCAGGGGGGGUUCCCCGCCCGUCUGGCAGUGCUGCUGGAGCUGGAGGGGAUGCGGCUGCUGCUGGAACUGGAACAAAACUGGGAGCUGGUGCAGGGCACUGGGGUGCUGCUCUAUUACCUGCCUGAUGGCACACGGGUGAUCCAGGAGCCCAGCGAGCAGGAGCACUGCUGCUAUCAGGGGACAGUGCAGGGCUUCCCUGGCUCCUGGGCCAACCUCUGUGCCUGCACUGGACUCAGUGGCUGCCUCUGGCUGUCAGACACCCGGAGCUAUACACUGGAACCGGACACCAGCAACCCCCCAGGGCCACACGAGGCAUCUCACCUUCGGGUCCGGCUGGAGCCACGGAGCUGCAGACAGGGCCCCCACCCUGGGGCAGAGGCAACAGAGCCCCUGUGGUCACAGAGGAGCAAGCGGGAAGUGGCAGAGCAGCGCUUUGUGGAGCUGGUGAUGGUGGUGGACCACACUGCGUUCCAGAAUUACCCCAACCUACAGCGUGUUCGUACCCGGGCCCUGGAAAUAGCCAACCAUGUGGAUGUGUUCUUCCGCCCACUGGGAGUGCGGGUGGCCCUGCUGGCAGUGGAGGUCUGGAGCGAGGGCAACAAGAUCGCGGUGGGCAGCAGUGCCCGGGCUGUGCUGGAGCGGUUCCUGCGCUGGCGUCAGGAGGAACUGCUGCCCCAGCUGCCCCACGACAAUGCCCAGCUCCUGACGGGUGCCCACUUCGAUGAUGUCUCAGUGGGCAUGGCGACUCAAGCCUCCAUGUGUUCCCCCACACGCUCCGGGGGGGUCAGCAUGGACCACUCUGUCAGUGUCCUCGUCAUCGCCUCCACCAUGGCCCAUCAGCUGGGGCACAACUUGGGCAUGCGCCACGACAGCACCGGGCGUCUCUGUGACUGUGGUGACCUCCAGCACGAUCGCAGCUGCAUCAUGGCACCACCUACAGGGUUGACACCUGGCUUGAGCUUCAGCAACUGCAGCCAGCAGGACCUGGAGCACAGCCUGCAGCAGGGCCAGGGCUGGUGUCUCUCCAACGUCCCCGAGCCCCAGCUCCUGACGACCCCCACCUGCGGGAACUACUUGGUAGAGCAGGGCGAGGAAUGUGACUGCGGCCUCAGUGUGGAGUGCACCGAUCCUUGCUGCAACAGCAGCUCCUGCCAGCUGAUGCCAGGGGCCAUGUGUGCCUCCAAGGACGCCUGCUGCCAGGACUGCCAGCUGCGCCGUGCUGGACACGUGUGUCGGGAGCUGCUGGGCGAGUGUGACUUGCCCGAGUUCUGUGACGGGGUCUCACGGCACUGCCCCCCUGACACGUUCCUCCAGGAUGGGCAGCCCUGUGCCAGCGGGCAGGCACGCUGCUACAGCGGGGCCUGUGCCACCUACAAGGAGCAGUGCCAGCAGCUGCUGGGGCCAGGUGCCAGUCCUGUCUCCAGCUCCUGCAUGGCUGCCCUGAACACAAGAGGGGAUGAACGUGGGCACUGUGGGCAGCUCCCCAAUGGCUCCUAUGUCACCUGCACCCAGCAGGACAUCAGCUGUGGGAUGCUGCAGUGCCAGAGCAGCAGCUCCCAUGGGAACAGACCGGAAGGGUCGUGCCAGGGGAUGCCCCUGCCUGGGGACAAGGAUGUGACCGAUGUGGCCAUGGUGCUGCCUGGCACCACCUGUGGCCCCGGGAAGAUGUGCCUCCAGCGCCGGUGCCAGGAUGUCUCCGUGCUGGGUGACCAGCAGUGCCAGAGCAAAUGCCAUGGGCACGGGGUGUGCAACAACCACGGGCACUGCCACUGUGAGCGGGGCUGGGCCCCCCCAACCUGUGACAGCCCCGGAGUGGGCGGCAGCCAGGACAGCGGCCCUGCCGGCCUUGAGCGAGGGGGAAGCGCCCUGCCCACGGCCCUGCUGCUGAGCGCGCUGCUGGGGCUGGCGCUGGCACUGGGGCUGUGGCGUGCCCGCCGUGCUGGCCUGCACAAGCGCCUCUGCCAGCUUGGCAAGGGCACCUCCUGCCAGUACAGGAUCUCACAGCCAGAGCCCCAGUCAGGCAGCAACCAACGUCCCCCUGCACGUCCCCGGCCCCCGCAGUGGCGUCAGGCCACGGAACUGCAGGUCAUGCAUGGCAGCAAGCCGGCUGCCCUCGGCUCAGCCCGGCCUGAUCCGCCCUCCCGGCCUCUCCCGCCGGACCCUGUGCCCAAGGCCCCCCCCUCGGACAGGCCGCCCCCCCCCACACGCCCGCUGCCUGCGGACCCUGUGCUGCUGAGCGCUCAGGUAACGGCAGCAGCACCUGCGUGUGGGGCAGGAGGCCAAUUCCACCCCCUGAGCCCGCCGGGGGUCAGCCCAUCACCGAGCCCUGACACCCCCAUCCCCUUGCAGCCUCCAGGUCCAACCAAGCCCCCCCCACCACAGCGGCCGCUGCCCUCGGACCCCCCGGGCCCUUCACUGCUCCGCAGCGAGAGCCCCCCUGGGCACCCCUAUGUCACCGUGGUUCCUGCCAGGCCCGCCCCGGCCCCGCCACAGGCCUGAGCCGCGGGCAGGGAAUGCGCAGCGCUGGAUCCGCGGGGAAGGCCGGGCCCCGCCGCCCGCUUUUUCUCCCGCCACGUCAAUAAAGGGGCUGUGAGCCGCC